CACCUGCAUUAGCUUGGGAUGCUAUGCUUAAGAUGACAGGUGUUAAAAUUGAGCUCUUUACAGAUAUAUCUAUGCAUGAUUUUAUAGAAAAGGCUAAGCGUGGAGAUAUAGCUAUAGCCUGUAAGCACUAUUUCAAGGCCAAUAAUCCAAAAACAGGCAAGACAUUUGAUCCAUCUAAACCCACAACAUGGAUUUCAUAUGUUGAUGCAAAUAAUCUUUAUGGCUGGGCUAUGAGUCAGUAUUUGCCUAUUGGAAAUUAUAAAUGGGAGGUAAGUCACAAAUAUCUUGAGGAUAAUCGAAAUGAGCAAAAGAAAUAUCUUGAAAAGAUUCUUAAUACUAAAACAGAUGCUAAAAGAGAAUAUUUUCUAAAGAUUAAUGCACAUUUUCCUUUAAAAACUCAUGAAUAUUUGAGUGAUUUACCUCCAGCUGUAGAAAAUAUGGCCAUAAAUAAAAAUAUAUUAAGCCCCCAUACUACAGAACUUGUAGAUAGCUUGGAUAGUGGAUGUUUCUUAGCAACAGAAAAAUUAGUACCUCAUCUUG
This is a messenger RNA of Cetraspora pellucida, 540 nucleotides long. NCBI's taxonomy places the organism in Eukaryota, Fungi, Glomeromycota, Glomeromycetes, Diversisporales, Gigasporaceae. The record is from the annotation of a GenBank genome assembly.